Schistosoma mattheei is the source of this 2977-nucleotide messenger RNA. NCBI's taxonomy places the organism in Eukaryota, Metazoa, Platyhelminthes, Trematoda, Strigeidida, Schistosomatidae. The record is from the annotation of a GenBank genome assembly.
AUGAAUGAAUUCAAUGUUCAACCGUUUGACAUAUAUAAUAAACAAAGUACUAAUAUAUAUCAACAUUAUGAAGUAAAUAAUAUGGAAGAUAUUAAUAAGUGCCCAACUAAAGCUGAAUAUUACAACUGCUUAUUUGAAACAUCAAAUAUAAAUUGGUCAAGAAAAUUCAUAGAUGAUUUAGAUGACCGUAAAAAAAAGGCGGAUACAACGAUACCAUCUUAUCUAGAACAAGCACAAUUUCAACAUUCAAUAAAAUAUCAUUCAAAUGAAUCAAUAUUAUUAGACAAUAAUAAUCAUAAUGAUAAUUCAAAUUUUACUGAUUUCAAUCAAAUAGAUUUACAGCCUGAUUCAACUGUUAUGGCACCGAUUACAAAUAAUGAUUUUGUCUAUAAGGAAGAAUGUAGAAGGAGACCAAUGAAAAGACAUUUAAAAUCUCCAAUAUAUCAAAAGUCUAUUGAACAUGUUGACAACAAUGAUGAUUCUGGUUUAAACGUUAACAAUAACAUAUCACUGUUAAAUAAUCAAUUAAUAAUCAGAAAUGAACAAAUUAGUAAUUUCGUGACUACUACAAAAAAGGUGGAAUUUUCAUCUAAAGAACCAACAACUUGUGCUACAUCAUUAACAACAACGUCAUCAUCAUCAUCAUCAUCGUCAUCUGUGGCAGUGGUUGUUAGUUCAACAAAUAAACGAUCUAGAUCAGCUUAUACAAAUUUACAAUUAAUUGAAUUAGAAAAAGAAUUUCAUUAUUCCAAUUAUUUAGGGCAACCAAGACGAUUAGAAUUAGCUGAACAACUUGGUUUAACUGAACGUCAAAUUAAAAUUUGGUUUCAAAAUAGACGAAUGAAACAGAAAAAAGAAUCUAUUGAAAAAAGCAAAUAUGAUUUUUAUCAUCCAUAUUAUGAAAAUUCUCACUUCUGGUAUCCUCAUCAUCCAAUGAAUAGUAAUCAACAAGAACCAUACAAUUAUUAUCAAACAACACAAUUAAAAUCAACUACUUACUCAAAUAAUUCACUAAACGACCUCCUAUCUACUCUGCCUUCUCCAGUUAAUAUACCAACUUUUAUUGAUUCAACUAAUUAUAAUACUAUAAACAAUAUCAGUAAUUCAAUCGAUUUAGAGGUAUUUAAGAAUAGUAAUACUAAACAUCAAUUGAAUAAUCAUAAUACAAAACAAAUAAUGAUGAAUAAUAGUCCUAUAAAAGACUGGUCAAAUUCACUAACAUCUAAUGAAGAAUUAUUAGAUAAAAAAGAUUGUUCAAUGUUUAAAAACUCCGAUUUUCCACGUUAUAUUUCUUCAUGUAAUAAUUUGUCAUCUUUAUUAUCUUGUGAUCAUCGAUUUCCUGAAGAUAGUAUGGAUUAUUUUGUUGAUCCCAAUGGAACUGAUGUAAAUUAUAUGGACAGUUUAGAAAACGUCUCAGGUCUCUAUGGAAAGAAAGUAAAGAAUGAGAUGUACCGUCUGAUACGUUGUCCUCUGACUACUAAAAGAAUAUCAUUUCUCAAUAGUGUUAUUUCAUUUGCAAUGGGACGUCCACUUACUACGGACACAAUAGAUUUAACACCAUUUCCUGAGUUAUAUACUAAAGAGAACAUCAUUUUACAUAAAAUUUUCAACAAGUAUGGGUUUGAGCUACGUAUCGCCGGAGGCGCAGUACGUGACAUUUUACUAGGAAUUUCUCCACAUGACAUUGACUUCGCAACAAACGCUACUCCACCUCAGAUGUGUGAAAUGUUUUCCAAGGAAGGAAUUCGAAUGCUGAAUAGAAAUGGAGAAUCACAUGGAACUGUUACAGCCAGAAUUAAUGAUAAGGAAAAUUUUGAAGUUACCACUCUACGUAUUGACGUUGUCACAGAUGGAAGGCAUAGUGAAGUUGUCUUUACAAAUGACUGGAAGUUAGAUGCUGAAAGAAGAGAUCUUACAGUGAAUUCGAUGUUUCUAGGUGUUGAUAUGCAGGGGUUAUUUGAUGAGGCUAAUGAAGCAACAACAGAUUCUUCCGCAAAUGAAAAUAAUACAAGUAAUAAACAAAAAGUGUUAGGACAUUUAUGGGAUUAUUUUAACGGUUGCGAUGACUUGAAAAAUCAUCGCAUACGAUUUGUAGGGGAUCCAGAUGCUAGGAUAAAAGAGGAUUACUUAAGAAUGCUAAGAUAUUUCCGAUUUCAUGGUCGUCUGUCAACAGAAGACACAUAUGAUAGGCAUGAUGAAGAUGUGUUGAAGACUAUAGCCUCAAAUGCUAAUGGUUUGUCAAUAAUAUCUGGUGAACGCUGUUUCAGUGAAUUGAAGAAAAUUCUGUUAUACCCUUCAACUCCAUUCCUUUUACGUCGGAUGGCAGAUGCUGGGCUAUUUGUUCACUUAGGUCUUCCUGAAAGCCCUAACUUUAAAGAAUUAGAUAAAAUCUGGAAUAGAGGUAUACUUUCUUCUGCACCAAACCCGAUUACUUGUUUAGCUGCAAUUAUGACAUCGCCUGUUGAAGUUGAGAACUUAGACAAACGUUUACGUUUAUCUAAUCUAGAUUUAACAAUUCUAUUGUACAUAUUACAUAAACGCGAUUAUUAUUUUAAUUUAUCUAUUGAAAAUGAUAAAAAUGAAAUGAAAUUUUAUCAAAAAGAAUAUUUAUUAUCAUUUGAACCGAAUAAAAUAAAACCAGCUAUAACUGAAUUGUUAAAAUAUUUAGGCAAAGAUAAAUCAUUUAUUGAUGGAUGGUUAUCAUGGCAACCACCAAGGUUUCCAGUCAGUGGUACAUUAAUUAUUGAUCAAUGGGGUAUACAUAAUAAAUUAAUUCGACCAGUUUUAUUUAAACUACGUGAACAGUGGUGUGAAUCAGAUUAUAAAUUAUCAAGCGGUGAAUUAUUAACUGAAAGUAAUAAACAAUUUAUAUUGGAUCAUUUAAAUAAUCAUUCUGUUGAUUGUAUACCUGAAAGAUUUAUAAUUCAAGCUAAAAAAUCACGAAGAUGACAAUAUUGACUUGUUUAUUUUUUUGUAG